UUUAAAAAAAUAUUAUUUAUUUAUUUGAGUGCUAGUUAGAGAGAGAGGGAAAGACAGAGAGAAAGGUCUUCCAUCAGCUGGUUCACUCCCCAGAUGGCCAGAGCUGGGCCAAUCAGAAGCCAGGAGCUUCUUCUGGGUGCAGGGACAGAGCCUUCCAAGUGAGAACUCUGGUGGCUGCUUCAGUCACAGGAGCUGCAGACCCCGGCCCACUCAGAGGACGGGGUCGUGCACACUUCCGCUAAGACAAGCAAGCCCCGCACAGAGACCUGGGGAGCGCGGCCCGCUGGACGCUGGGGGUGGACAGCCCAGCAGGCCCCGCGCGCUCCCGGCGGGGAGGCCAGCCCAGGUCCCCAAGCCCCCGGGCGCCCCGCGGCCCAGGAAGCGAGCCGCGCGCCAGGACCGCGGGACCCCACGCCCCUCCCCGCCGCACGGCGGCGCUGCGCAAGGCCGGCCGUUGUCCGGGGCCGUUGGGCGCCCACGUGGCUUCUGGACGCCUGGAGGCCGGCGCGGGGGCGGGCGCCAUUACGAGAGGCCGGGGGCGCGGGGUGGAGCCGACGAGGAGCCCAGAGCGCGCCCGCGGCGGCGGCGUCGGGUGGGAAGACGAGGCGCGGCACUGGGGGGCGUGGCGGCCGGCCUGCAGGCGGGGGCGCGUCCAGGGCAGGAAGCUGGAGUCCCCGUGGAGCUGGUGGGCGCGGCCCCCGCAGAGGCCUGAGGCGUCCGGCGCGAUGGCAGGGGCCGCCCCCGGGGCGGCGGCAGGGGCCGCGCGGCUCGCCACGCCCGCCACGCCCGCCACGCCCGCCGCCGGGCGCGUCGUCCAGGGCGAGCGGGCCAGAGGCGCGGCGAAGAUGCUCCAGGUCCUGGUGCUCCAGGUUGAAGACCCAGAUUGCUUCUGGGUUAUUAUAAAAGGAUGUAGUCCCUUUUUGGAUCAUGAAGUCGACUAUCAAAAACUAAAUAGCGCCAUGAAUGGCUUCUAUAACAGCAUGUGUAAAGAUACAGAAAUAAAACCAUCAGUGUUGGAAGAAGGACAG
Molecule: messenger RNA, 1028 nt
Organism: Oryctolagus cuniculus (rabbit)
Lineage: Eukaryota; Metazoa; Chordata; Mammalia; Lagomorpha; Leporidae
Source: RefSeq, a predicted model, not a curated record